Lolium perenne is the source of this 973-nucleotide messenger RNA. RefSeq names its product DNA repair RAD52-like protein 2, chloroplastic. Gene Ontology annotation, biological process: double-strand break repair via homologous recombination. Lineage: Eukaryota; Viridiplantae; Streptophyta; Magnoliopsida; Poales; Poaceae. The record is from RefSeq and is a predicted model, not a curated record. Gene Ontology annotation, molecular function: DNA binding.
GGCUGGUGAGUGGUGACCAACUACUGGUCGACUAGUAGCUGCAACCUGCAGUGUCACCGUCAGCAGAGUCCAGCUUCAUCGCACCACCUACCUCCAAUUGCCAGCCCCGCCAACUCCGACCUACCUCCCCACCCACCAUGGAAGCCACCGCCUCCACCUUCAUCUCGGCGCGGCCCACCCCCUCGUCGCUCCCCCGGCCCUCCCUCCGCCGCAGCCGGGUGCGCGUGCUGGCCGCGGCGCGGAGGAGGCCGUUGUCGGCCGUGGCAGCGUCGACGAGCAACUACGUGGUGCCGCUGGACGCCGCGCCGUCGGGGAUCACGCGCCCGCUCGUCGAGAUCCUCCGCGACCUCAACAAGCGCGUCCCGGACACCAUCGUGCUCCCGGCCUCCCGCCGCGCCUCCGCCUCCGACCCCGUCGUCCCCUGGUACCAUGCCAACCGGAUGCUCAGCUUCUACGCCCCAGGUUGGUGUGGAGAGGUGCGUGAUGUUAUCUACACUGACAACGGAAAGGUGACGGUGGUAUACCGUGUCACAAUACGGGGUACAGAUGGAGAGGUUCACCGAGAGGCUGCUGGAACAGCAUCGCUGAGCGACGCACGGCUCGACGACCCCGUGGCUGCCGCGGAGGAGGCGGCCUUCUGCAAGGCAUGCGCGAGGUUCGGUUUCGGGCUGUACCUGUACCACGAAGAGGAGGUGCUGUAGAGCCAGGACGCUUCUCUGCCCCCCAUAUUUACAUUCAAAAGCUUGCCAGCGCCUGCACCGCUGCGCACCGUGAGAUAUCCUAUCCACACGGAUACCAUGUGUUCUGAGCUGUAAAUACGAGGCACGCCUUGUUGAUUACCUCCCGUUUCUAGGCAGAUCACAUUAGCUGUUGCAAUCUUCGGUCCGACAUAAGCGCCGUUUGCUAUUUUCUGAACACACCUGUGAUGAUUUCAGUCAGUUAUGUUUGAUAUAAAAACAUCCAGAUGACAUUA